UGACCCAGGUGCGUACGCGACGGAGCGGGGUGUGAAGAUGGCGGACGAAGAGGCCGAGCAGGAGAGGUUGAGUCGCGGCGGAGGCGGUUGCGUCGCGGAGCUGCAGCGCCUGGGCGAGCGGCUCCAGGAGCUGGAGCGACAACUGCGGGAGAGCCGGGUGCCGGCCGUGGAAGCGGCCACGGAAUACUGUCAGCAGCUGUGCCAGACACUCCUUGAAUAUGCAGAGAAAUGGAAAACUUCAGAAGAUCCCUUACCUUUAUUGGAGGUAUACACAGUGGCUAUCCAAAGUUAUGUUAAAGCCCGACCUUAUCUUACCUCUGAAUGUGAAAAUGUAGCAUUGGUUCUGGAACGCUUGGCAUUAAGCUGUGUUGAACUUCUACUGUGUCUGCCUGGUGAGUUACCAGACAAACAGUGGAAACAAUUUCAGACACUGGUGCAGGUAGCUCAUGAAAAGCUGAUGGAGAAUGGCAGCUGUGAAUUGCAUUUUUUAGCUACUCUAGCUCAAGAGACUGGGGUGUGGAAAAACCCGGUACUGUGCACUAUUCUUUCCCAGGAACCAUUGGAUAAGGAUAAAGUGAAUGAAUUUUUAGCUUUUGAGGGUUCCAUCUUGUUGGAUAUGAGAAUUAAACAUCUAAUCAAAACAAAUCAGUUAAGUCAAGCAACUGCUCUAGCAAAGCUGUGUUCUGACCAUCCAGAGAUUGGUACAAAAGGUAGUUUUAAGCAAACUUACCUUGUCUGUCUUUGUACAUCAUCACCAAAUGAAAAGUUAAUCGAAGAGAUUUCAGAAGUUGAUUGCAAAGAUGCGCUAGAAAUGAUCUGUAACUUAGAAUCUGAGGGUGAUGAAAAAAGUGCUCUUGUUUUAUGUACUGCAUUUUUGUCACGUCAGCUCCAACAAGGAGAAAUGUACUGUGCUUGGGAACUCACUCUGUUUUGGAGUAAAUUACAGCAGAGGGUAGAACCAUCUGUACAUGUAUACCUGGAAAGAUGUCGUCAACUUUCUUUGUUAACCAAGACGGUAUAUCACAUUUUCUUCCUGAUUAAAGUUAUUAAUUCAGAGACUGAAGGGGCUGGACUUGCUACCUGUAUAGAACUAUGUGUUAAAGCUCUUCGCUUGGAAUCUACAGAAAAUAACGAAGUGAAAAUAUCUAUUUGCAAGACCAUUUCAUGCUUGUUGCCUGAUGAUCUGGAAGUUAAACGUGCUUGUCAAUUGAGUGAAUUUCUUAUUGAGCCUACGGUAGAUGCAUAUUAUGCUGUGGAAAUGUUGUAUAAUCAGCCAGACCAGAAAUAUGAUGAAGAGAAUCUUCCAAUACCAAAUUCUCUACGCUGUGAGCUCUUACUUGUAUUAAAAACUCAGUGGCCCUUUGAUCCAGAAUUCUGGGAUUGGAAAACCUUAAAACGACAAUGUCUUGCGUUAAUGGGGGAAGAAGCAUCUAUUGUGUCUUCAAUUGAUGAACUAAAUGACAGUGAAGUUUAUGAGAAAGUAGUAGACUACCAGGAAGAGAUCAAAGAAACUUCUGUGAACGGACUUUCUGGUGGAGUUGGUGCUAAUUCUGGCCUUUGUGAUGAAAAGCAGAAGAAGAGAGAAAUAAAACAAUUAAGGGAGAGGGGAUUUAUAUCUGCUAGGUUUCGAAAUUGGCAAGCCUACAUGCAGUAUUGUGUACUAUGUGACAAGGAAUUCCUUGGCCAUAGAAUAGUACGCCAUGCUCAGAAACAUUACAAAGAUGGAAUUUACAGUUGUCCUAUAUGUGCAAAGAACUUUAAUUCUAAAGAAACUUUUGUUCCUCAUGUCACGUUGCAUGUUAAACAAUCUAGUAAAGAGAGACUAGCAGCUAUGAAACCAUUAAGAAGAUUGGGAAGGCCUCCUAAGAUCACAACUACCAAUGAAAAUCAGAAGGCUAAUGCUGUGGCCAAGCAGGAACAGCGGCCUAUAAAAAAGAAUAGUCUCUAUUCAACAGACUUUAUAGUAUUUAAUGACAAUGAUGGUUCAGAUGAUGAAAAUGAUGACAAAGAUAAAUCUUAUGAGCCAGAAGUGGUCCCAGUACAGAAACCAGUACCUGUCAAUGAAUUUAAUUGCCCUAUAACUUUUUGUAAAAAGGGCUUUAAGUACUUUAAAAAUCUAAUUGCUCACGUAAAGGGGCAUAAGGAUAAUGAAGAUGCCAAGCGCUUUCUUGAAAUGCAAAGCAAAAAAGUGAUUUGCCAGUACUGUAGGCGGCAUUUUGUAAGUGUUACUCAUCUCAAUGAUCACUUACAAAUGCACUGUGGCAGUAAACCAUAUAUCUGUAUACAGAUGAAAUGUAAGGCUGGUUUUAAUAGUUACGCGGAGCUCUUAACCCACCGAAAGGAACAUCAAGUUUUUAGAGCAAAGUGUAUGUUUCCUAAAUGUGGCAGGAUUUUCUCAGAAGCUUAUUUACUAUAUGAUCAUGAAGCACAGCAUUAUAAUACCUACACUUGUAAGUUUACAGGUUGUGGUAAAGUAUAUCGUUCUCAGAGUGAGCUAGAGAAACAUUUGGAUGAUCAUAGCACUGAAAAAGCGCUGCCUCCAGAAGACCAACUUAGUUCAUCUGGAGCUUCUGUUCAGCCUUCCAAAGUGAAUCAGAACUCAGAAGGGAACACUGAGAAAGAGAGGUCUGUGCUACCUUCACAAAAUAACAUUGAAAAUACCUUAUCAGCAGAUAGAAGUGAUGCUUGGGUUAAAAGUAAGGCAGAAUCUGCUGUGGCCAAACAAGACCAGAUUUCUGCUUCCGAGCUCAGUCAGACUGAUGAAACGUUGCCAAAUGGUUUGGAAAACCCUGCUGCCACUACUCUGCUACAGACAGGUGAAGUAGCUGUGUCCCUUAAGGUGUCCCUCAACCAGGGGAUUGAGGAUAACUUUGGAAAGCAAGAAAACUCAACUGUGGUAGACACUGGUGAAUCACUGGUUGCAAACUUACAUACAGUAGUUGAAGAUACAUGUAAUGAUUUGUGUCAUCCAGGUUUCCAGGAGAGAAAAGAGCAGAAUUGCUUUAAUGAAGUUCAGAUUACCCAGAAUUCUUUAGUAAAUUCAGAAACCCUCAAAAUAGGUGACCUUACCCCACAAAACUUAGAAAGACAAGUGAACAAUUUGAUGACCUUUUCUGUGCAAAAUGAGACAGGAUUUCAAAACAGUUUACCAACAUCUAAGUUUGAAUGUGGAGGUAAUGUGAAAACAUCGUCCAAUCUUUAUAAUUUACCCCUUAAGACAUUAGAAGGUACCACAUUUGCUCCACCACAGCCCAACCUAAGUUCUUUAGGAACUCCAUCAGUGCCUCCAAAAGCGCCAGUUCAGAAGUUCAGUUGCCAGGUUGAGGGUUGUACUCGAACGUAUAAUUCUUCACAGAGUAUUGGGAAACACAUGAAGACAGCACACCCUGACCAGUAUGCUGCAUUUAAAAUGCAGUGCAAAAGUAAAAAAGGUCAGAAAUCUAACAACUUAAAUGCACCAAAUAAUGGAAAGUUUGUUUAUUUUUUGCCAUCACAAGUGAGCAGCUCUAACAAUGCAUUUUUUACGCCACAGACCAAAGCCAAUGGGAAUUCUUCUUGUUCAGAUCAGUUGCAGUGUGUCUCAUCUUCCAUCUUUCCAGCUCAUUUAACCAGUGUGUCAGCUCCACUGUUGCCUUCAGUGGAAAGUGUCAUAAAUCCAAAUAUAUCUUCUCAGGAUAAAAAUGAACAAGGUGGUAUGUUAUGUUCCCAGAUGGAAAAUUUGUCUAAUACUACCUUGCCAGCACAAAUGGAUGAUUUAACCAAAACAGUUUUGCCUUUGAAUAUUGACAGUGGCUCAGAUCCUUUUCUUCCUUUACCUGCAGAAAGUAGUUCAAUGUCUCUCUUUCCUUCACCAGCAGAUAGUGGGACUAAUUCUGUUUUUUCCCAACUGGAAAACAGUACAAAUCAUUUUUCCUCACAGAUUGAAGGAAACACUAGUUCCUCUUUUCUGAAAGGAGGUAAUGUUGAAAAUGCAGUUUUCCCCUCACAAGUAAAUGUUGCAAAUGACUUCAGUAGCACCAAUGUGCAACAGUCUGCUCCUGAAAAAGUUAAAAAAGACCGUGGGCGAGGCCCAAAUGGGAAGGACAGAAAACCCAAGCACAACAAAAGGGCUAAGUGGCCUGCAAUUAUCAGAGAUGGGAAAUUUAUCUGUAGCAGGUGUUAUAGGGCUUUUACCAAUCCCAGAUCUCUGGGUGGACACUUGUCUAAGCGAUCUUACUGUAAACCACUGGAUGGAGCAGAAAUUGCUCAAGAACUUCUGCAGAGUAAUGGGCAGCCUUCUCUUCUUGCCAGCAUGAUUCUCUCCACAAAUGCAGUAAAUUUGCAGCAGGCACAACCAUCUACACCAUCUACCUUCAAUCCAGAAACAUGUUUUAAAGAUUCAUCAUUCCUACAACUUCUUGCUGCUGAAAAUCGCUCAUCAACAUUUUUACCAAAUACAUUUUCCAGGGCUGGUGUAACUAACUUUAAUACAACUGUUAGUCAAGAAGGAAGUGAAAUUAUUAAACAGGCUUUGGAAACUGCUGGCAUUCCCAGUACAUUUGAGGGUGCCGAAAUGCUUUCUCAUGUUCCAACAGGUUGUGUCUCAGAUGCAACACAAGUAAAUGCGACAGUGAUACCAAAUCCAACAGUGCCACCACCCCUGUUGCAGACUGUGUGCCAUCCAAACACCCUGCUGACAAACCAGAAUAGAACACCAAACUCUAAAACUCCCUCCAUUGAGGAAUGUAGCAGUUUGCCUGGUUUUCCAACAAAUGACUUAUUACUGAAGACUGUUGAAAAUGGUUUGUGCUCUAGUACAUUCCGUAAUUCUAGUGGGCCAUCACCAAAUUUUACCAGUAAUAGUUCACGUGUUUCAGUUAUAAGUGGUCCUCAGAACACAAGGUCCAGUCAUUUAAAUAAAAAAGGAAACAGUGCUUCUAAGAGAAGAAAGAAAGUUACUCCAUUAAUUGCACCUAAUGCAUCCCAAAACUUGGUAACAAAUGACUUAACAGCAAUGGGACUUAUAGCAAAGAGUAUUGAGAUACCAACUACUAACCUGCAUUCAAAUGUAAUUCCAAAUUGUGAACCUCGGGCUUUGGUGGAAAAUCUAACACAGAAAUUAAAUAAUGUUGACAAUCAGUUAUUUAUGACUGAUGUAAAAGAAAACUUUAAAACCAAUCUUGAGUCUCAUACAGUGUUAACUCCUUUACCAUUAAAAACUGAAAAUGGUGAUUCCCAAAUGAUGGCUUUGAAUUCAUGCACAACUUCAAUAAAUUCUGAUUUGCAGAUUUCUGAAGACAAUGUUAUACAAAACUUUGAAAAGACUCUUGAAAUUAUUAAAAGUGCUAUGAAUUCUCAAAUACUUGAGGUAAAAAGUGGAUCUCAGGGUGUUGGUGAAACAUCACAGAAUGCUCAAAUAAAUUAUAACAUUCAGCUUUCUUCAUUAAACACUGUACAAAAUAACAAAUUACCUGAUUCCUCUCAGUUUUCCUCCUUCAUAGGUGUGGUGCCAACAAAAAGUAACAUUCCCCAAUCUGAAGUAUUGCAUAAGGAGGAUCAAAUACAGGAAAUUUUAGAAGGCUUACAGAAAUUAAAAUUAGAAAAUGACCUAUCCACCCCAGCAUCCCAGUGUGUACUAAUGAAUACGUCAGUGACACUGACUCCUACUCCUGUUAAAUCAAUUCCAAACGUUACAGUUGUUCAGCCAGUUUCUGAAAUGCUAAAUAAUAUUCAGUUUAGUGACAAAGUUAAUAAACCCUUUGUGUGUCAAAACCAAGGCUGUAAUUACAGUGCUAUGACAAAGGAUGCACUAUUUAAGCACUAUGGGAAAAUUCAUCAGUACACUCCAGAGAUGAUUCUGGAAAUUAAGAAGAAUCAAUUGAAAUUUGCUCCAUUUAAAUGUGUAGUACCUACAUGUACAAAGACAUUUACAAGAAAUUCUAACCUCCGGGCACACUGUCAGUUGGUACAUCAUUUUACAACAGAAGAAAUGGUAAAGUUAAAAAUAAAAAGGCCUUAUGGGAGAAAGUCUCAGAGUGAAAAUUUGUCAGCUCCCCGAAUAACACAAGUAAAAAGACAGCUAGCUGUGACAGAAGAAAAUAAAAGGGAAUUACCGUCUGCUGUGGAAUUGGGAGCAAUGAAGGAAAAUGCCUUCAGUAAUACAGCAGUGAUUCCAGAAAAACAACUUACAGAAAAAAAAAGUCCUGAAAAAACAGAAAGUUCUUCACAAGUGAUCACAGUUAUUUCAGAACAAUGUAAUACAAAUUCUCUCACAAACAUGCAAACCAAAGGACGGAAAAUUAGGAGACAUAAAAAAGAAAAGGAGGAGAAAAAACGCAAGAAGCCAGUUCCCCAAUCCCUUGAGUUUCCAACAAGAUACAGUCCCUACAGACCUUAUCGAUGUGUUCAUCAGGGCUGCUUUGCUGCCUUUACAAUACAGCAAAACUUAAUUCUGCAUUACCAAGCUGUACACAAAUCAGAUCUACCUGCAUUUUCUGCAGAGGUUGAAGAAGAAAGCGAAGCUGGUAAAGAAAGUGAAGAAAUUGAAACUAAACAAACUGUGAAAGAAUUUCGAUGUCAGGUUAGUGACUGUUCUCGAAUUUUCCAAGCAAUUACUGGCCUAAUACAACACUAUAUGAAACUUCAUGAAAUGACUCCUGAGGAAAUUGAAAGUAUGACUGCUUCUGUUGACGUUGGGAAAUUUCCAUGUGACCAGUUAGAAUGUAAAUCUUCAUUUACCACAUAUUUGAACUAUGUUGUUCAUCUUGAGACAGACCAUGGAAUUGGGAUAAGGGGAAGCAAAACUGAAGAGGAUGGCAUAUACAAGUGUGACUGUGAAGGCUGUGACCGUAUAUAUGCAACUCGGUCUAACCUCCUUCGACACAUUUUUAAUAAGCAUAAUGACAAACAUAAAGCUCAUUUGAUUCGGCCAAGAAGAUUAACAUCUGGUCAGGAAAAUAUAUCAAGCAAAGCAAACCAAGAAAAGACAAAGUCCAAACAUCGAGGGACAAAACACAGAUCUGGAAAAGAAGGAACCAAAAUGCCUAAGACCAAACGAAAGAAAAAAAAUAAUUUAGAAAACAAGAAUGCAAAAAUUGUACAGAUUGAAGAAAAUAAGCCUUAUUCUCUGAAACGUGGAAAGCAUGUAUAUUCUAUUAAGGCUAGAAAUGAUGCCUUAUCUGAAUGUACAAGCAGAUUUGUAACCCAGUAUCCUUGUAUGAUAAAGGGGUGUACUUCAGUUGUUACAAGUGAAAGCAAUAUAAUUAGACAUUAUAAAUGUCAUAAAUUAUCUAAGGCAUUUACAGCACAACACCGCAAUCUUCUUAUUGUCUUCAAACAGUGUUGCAACUCACAUUUAAAGGAAACAUCUCAUCAAGAAGUUGUUAAGAAUGAUGUGAAAGAAUCUGAUACGUGUGUAUCAGAAAGCAAUGAUAACUCAACAACUACAGUUCCACAGAAGGAAGUUGAAAAAAAUGAAAAAGACGAAAUGGAUGAACUAACAGAAUUAUUUAUUACAAAAUUAAUAAAUGAAGACAACGCAGGUGUGGAGACCCAAGCUCAUACCUCUUCAAAUGUAAGUAAUGACUUUCAGGAAAAUAACCUCUGCCAAUCAGAAAAACAAAAAGCACCUAAUUUGAAGAGAGUUAAUAAAGAAAAAAAUGUCUCCCAAAAUAAAAAGAGGAAAAUUGAAAAGGCUGAACCUGUACCAGUAGUUGAGUUGAGUAAUAUGCAUAAGGAAGAAGAAACUGCUGUUGCAAUUCAAACCACUGAAGAGCAUCCUGCAUCUUUUGACUGGAGCUCAUUUAAACCAAUGGGAUUUGAAGUAUCAUUUCUGAAGUUUCUUGAGGAAUCUGCAGUGAAACAGAAGAAAAGUACUGACAAAGACCAUUCAAAUAGUGGAAAUAAGAAAGGAUCCCAUUCAAAUUCAAGAAAAAAUAUAGACAAGACUGCUGUGAAUAGUGGAAAUCACAUAUGUUCUUAUAAAGAAAGUGAAACCUUUGUACAGUUUGCCAAUCCAUCACAGCUUCAGUGCAGUGAUAAUGUAAAAAUUGUUUUAGACAAGACUCUGAAAGAUUGCACUGAGCUUGUCUUAAAGCAACUUCAGGAAAUGAAACCUACCGUCAGUCUGAAAAAACUUGAAGUACAUUCAAAUGAUCCAGAUGUGUCUGUUAUGAAAGAAAUCAGUAUGGGUAAAGCCACAGGGAGAGGGCAGUACUGAUAACUAAUGUGCUAUAAAUACAUCAUUUACACUUUUAUUUUAAAUAGAAAGCCAUCAAGCAUGCUAGAAUUGUGAAACUUUUCAUUAUUUUUGGUUGUUGUUGACAUGAAUUAAC
Messenger RNA from Molossus molossus (Pallas's mastiff bat), 8312 nucleotides. RefSeq names its product zinc finger protein 292 (gene ZNF292). Gene Ontology annotation, molecular function: DNA binding; DNA-binding transcription factor activity, RNA polymerase II-specific. Gene Ontology annotation, biological process: regulation of transcription by RNA polymerase II. The record is from RefSeq and is a predicted model, not a curated record. The coding region runs from base 38 to 8197 and encodes 2719 amino acids. NCBI's taxonomy places the organism in Eukaryota, Metazoa, Chordata, Mammalia, Chiroptera, Molossidae. Gene Ontology annotation, cellular component: nucleus. The transcript is spliced from 8 exons.